AUUGGAGGUACUUCAUGACACACACUCGGAGGAAGUCCCUUCCCAUGCUGAGUUCGGGCCCCAUUGGCCGCCGGGAGCCCCUGCAAAUGGAAGGCAGCAAUAUGGAGCAGGGGGCGGAGGGUAUGGACCCAGGCAUGCCUGAGAGCCCAGGGCACCUCACAGGGCGCCGCAAGAACUACCCACUGCGUAAGCGUCCCUUGGUUCCUGAGAAGCCCAAGGCCUGCAAAGUGCUGCUGACUCGCCUAGAAAAUGUGGCUGAUCCACGGAGUGCAGAUGAGGCUGAUGAGCUGCCCCCUGACCUUCCCAAGCCCCCCAGCCCGGAUCCAUCCAGUGAGGACACUGGCCUCACCCAGCCCCGCAAGCGGCGCUUGGCCUCCCUCAAUGCCGAGGCCCUGAAUAACCUGCUGCUGGAGCGGGAGGACACCAGCAGCCUGGCGGGCAGCCGCCGAAGUCGAGGCGGAGACCACCACCACAGUCGGGACCGUGACAGGGCCACUGGAGGCUGGUCUUCCUCCAAGAAGCGGCCACGACUGGAGGACCGCGGAGGAGAAAGUCGGGAUCUGUCCCCAGAGCCAGCACCGGAUGAAGGUGCCCGCCGAGAUGGUGACCUAGCUCCCAAGAGACUGGCCAGCCUGAAUGCAGCUGCCUUCCUAAAGCUGAGCCAGGAGCGGGAGCUACCCCUGCGGCCACCUCGUGCCCACACAGAAGCAGACAGGCGCUCCACUGAGCCACCAGCACUGAAGGCUCUGAGGCCAAAGUGGGCCAAAGUCAAUGGCAAGAACUAUCCCAAGGCCCAGCAGGGGGUUGGCUCUGGGGAGGCUGCAAGCCCACCCAGCUGGCAAGGGUGCCCUGAGGAGCCAUGGUUAUCUGCAACCCCUCAUGGACCAUCCAACCAGCUACCUUACCAGCCCCUGAGCAAGGCUCUGGAGAGCCCCUUAGGGCUGCGCCCCCACUUGCCCCUGCUGAUGGGUGGACAGGCAGCCCUGAAGCCAGAGCCUGGGCGCCCAGGAGAGGAGUCACCUGCUCCCAAGCAGGAACUGCACCAGCCCUCUUUCCCUACACCCCAGCUGUCCCUCCUGCCUAUGCCUGGCAACCCCGCCGACUACAGUGGGCUGUGUGGUCGGCCUGAGCUCACUGCGCUAGGCAGCUUCUACCUGUAUUGCAGCCAAGAUGGGCUACAGUGUGGGGGCUACUCCCCAUGCCCCAUGCUCCCCGAGGGCAAGCUGUCCCCUGUGGCUGCACCUACCGAGGGGCCCCUCGUGGCCCCGAGCUCAGUGCCUGCGGGCACACCUUUCCUGCACCCUCCCUGGGGCUCUCACUACUGUUCCAGUGAGGAUGCUGAAGUGAAUGGCUAUAGCAUCUGUGAAAUGUUGCCCCCUUCUCUUACCCACAUUGGCACUACCUGUGGCGGCUGUUCCUACAAAAUGCCUUUUGCAGCAGAAGGCUGCAGGUCCCUGGGCCAGCUGGAAUUUCCUCUUCCAGAAGCUGGCCACCCAGCCUCACCUGCCCACCCCCUCCUGGGAUGCCCUGUGCCCAGCGUGCCACCUGCAGCAGAGCCCGUCCCUCAUCUUCAGACACCCACCUCAGAGCCUCAGACAGUAGCCCGUGCAUGCCCUCAGAGCGCCAAGCCUCCUAGUGGCUCCAAGUCAGGUUUACGCACAGGCUCCAGCUGUAGGCACACUGUGAGGAGCAAGGCUGCCCGCAGGCCCAGCCACCCCAAGCAACCACGUGUCCAGCGCCCACGCCCACGCCGCCAUCGCCGCCGCCGCACUAACGGCUGGGUACCUGUUGGGGCUGCCUGUGAGAAGGCGGUCUAUGUCUUGGAUGAACCAGAACCAGCCAUUCGAAAGAGCUACCAAGCGGUGGAGCGACAUGGAGAGACCAUUCGAGUCCGGGAUACUGUCCUCCUCAAGUCAGGCCCACGAAAGACGUCUACACCUUAUGUGGCCAAGAUCUCUGCCCUCUGGGAGAACCCUGAAUCAGGAGAGCUGAUGAUGAGCCUCCUGUGGUAUUACAGACCAGAGCACUUACAGGGAGGCCGCAGUCCCAGCAUGCACGAGCCUUUGCAGAAUGAAGUCUUUGCAUCGAGACAUCAGGACCAGAACAGUGUGGCCUGCAUCGAGGAAAAGUGCUAUGUGCUGACCUUUGCAGAGUACUGCAGAUUCUGUGCCAUGGCCAAGCGCAGAGGCGAGGGUCUACCCAGCCGAAAGACAGCACUGGUGCCCCCCUCUGCAGACUACUCCACUCCGCCACACCGCACAGUACCCGAGGACACGGACCCUGAGCUGGUGUUUCUUUGCCGCCACGUCUAUGACUUCCGCCAUGGCCGCAUCCUCAAAAACCCCCAGUAGCCUCCUCCUGCCCAUGGGCAAGUGGGGCUCGGGCCAGGGGGCAUUGCUUGAAGCACAGCACUUGGUUAAGGGGCCACAGGGACCCGAGGUUGCUGGCCUGUGGUUCUCUUGGGGGGAGGGCAAGGGCCCCUGUGGGUUCUGGGUCUUAUGGGAGGGAAGGGGUAUAAGAAAAGCAUCAGAGCCCACAGCUUGGUCCAGGGUACCUCUCUGUGGUCCCUGGGCAGAGACUCCUGAAGAAGGCAGUCUUCCCUGAGGCUGGGCCAGGCUUGAGGGGCAUGGGACCCUGGGGGGAGGAGGAGGUCCUUCAGGAACCAGGCCCAACAGGCCAUUCUUUAUCCUCCUCUGGGCCCUUCAAGGGAUAGUGGGAGCCAGCUUUACCUCACCCACUGUGACCUGCUGCUUCCCCAUCAGCCUGGGACCAGCCUCUUUCAGAUUCUAGCACUGCUCCCAGCUCAUUCCUUUGAGGCAUAGAGAGCCAGAGUCUGGCUUCCAGAGCAUUGACUUCCUCUUCCUGGAUUCAGGGCCUUUCCCUGGCUUUCCUCCUUUGCCCCUGCAAUAGCCCCUGGUGCUGGGACAAGUUACCUGGCCCUCAGAGUCAUGGGUGUCAGCUUCCUGUUUGCCACCCAGCAGGUCUGGCUUCCCUGAAGUUAACUGAUCAACAUGGGGUUUUUCAUGUCUGGGAGGGCAAAAGGGAGCUAGGAGGGGGUGGGGGACAGGGGCAAGGAAAAUUGCUACCUGAUUUAUUGAAGACUUUUCCUCAUGCCUUACACUUGGAGGUUCUAGGAAACCUCUUGCAGAACUUCACACAUGACUCUUCAAGCUACACCCACCUGAAAUCAAACCUGCCUUUAUUACAAUAUGUUGUCAUGAGUCCAUUUGUGUUGUCCCACAGCAUAGCAGAUCCAGCCCCAGGGACAGCCCCAUAAGGCAGCAAGCAGGGCUGGGACCCCAGAAUCUGGUAAGGCAUGAGGUGGCACUGGGCUGAGAGGUGGUUUGGGGCCUGGGGAAGGCUGUUCUCUCUGGCCCAGCUGCAGCCCACAGUCUGGGUGAGGGCUCAGAAUGGCCUGGAGCUCCUGAGCCUUAUCGCCAGGCGGUGAGCCCAGUGGAGUGGAAGCUGUCAGUGUGCUGUUGGGCCAAGAAUGUCAGGAGCAGCAGCAUUGCAGCCUUGGUGUCUGGUGGGAUCUUGUCAUCAGCCUGAAUGAGGCUACAGAUGUGCAGGAGCCCAGGAGCCACAUCUACAACCUGGUCAGGGCUGCUCUGGUAUAGGAAGCUGAAGCGGUGCCCUAUGGUGACCCACCCCUCCAAGUCCUCCUUCAGUGGGGCUCUGGCUUUCUUGUGGGACUGGCCAUCAGUAGAUGGGUGAGUGCCCCACAGAUAACAUGGACAUGAUCGCAAUGCUCCCAUGCCAGGAGGGUCAACAGGAGGCCCACCAGCUUGGGGAAGUAUUCCUGGGCAGGGCAGCCCCUGUGAUCAGCCAGCACACCCAGCCCGAAGAUGGCAUUGCUCUACACUUGGGAGUCUGCCUCCCAGGCAGCGCUCAGCAGGAUGGGGAACAGGUGGGACACAAACUGGUCUGAGGCAGCACCCAGGCCCUUAAUAGACUCCCCACUGCAAAGGACUUAUCUGCCACUGUGCAGCCCUGUUUCGUCUUGCAGAGCAAUAAUGGCAAAGACCCAGCAAAGAAGGGGGCAAAAGCGUCUUCCCCAGCCGCAGCUGCCAGGGCAGGAAUGGCCUCACCAGCGUCAUUUUCAGCCUGGUCCUCGUCCUCAUCAGUGCCCUGACAGGCUGUCUUCCUCUGCAGCAUGGCCUUGAGCGUGUUGCAGAGCUCACUGAAGCGCCCAGGGCGCUGCAAUGUGAGGGUCCCAGAGCUGCGCAGCACCCGUCAGGGCCUCCAGCACGGCCAUCAGCACUGUCACCAUUUGGCACUCCCACUCCCCGUAUACUGCCUGCAUGUAGGACAGUACCACCUCGGCCAGGGUGGCCUGCAGAGCAGCAGUGUUGGGUUCUAAGGGGCAGCUUUGACAGGCCUUGUGCAGUGCACAGCAGAACUGACCCAGAGCCUCAUGGGCUGCCUUGCACACACUCAGGUGAGGGCUUCAGAGCUUUGAAUACUUCUUCAAAGAUACUCUCCAUGUAGGGAAGGGAGGCCACGCUGGUGUUCCCCUUGUCCUGCCACCCCUCACCCUAGUCUUUUGUAGAUUGCACUAAUUUACAUCCCAGUGAAAAAAAAACACUGAAUCAGUCCACAGACCUGCUGAGCUGCAGCCACUCACUCUAGGAACUAAAGACCCCAUUUUGUUCUUGUUGCCCAGGGGCCCUGCUCUCAGACUGCUCCCCAGAGUAGAUUAGGAGACUCAGCCCCCUGUUGUCAUUUCCAGAGCUAGGCCCUACCAUGAAGUUCUCUAUGGGAGGGCUGGAGCAGCCUGGUUCUUCCCUGUUUGUACCAAAGAGGAGCAUGUGGGGAGGGAGAAGAGCCCUGUGUGGCUUGGACCUGGUGCUGGGAGCCUGCUUGUGAGCACAUCCCUGGGGGCAGGAGCCAAGGAGGGCAGCCCUGGGUCCUUUACCCCCACAGGGGCAGACACGGACCCAGCAGGCUGAGUAGGUGGCAUUGGGAGGUGGGGGGGUCAGGCCAGGUCUGUAGGAGAUGGAAGUGAAUCCUGAGGGCACUCCCAGCAGCCCUGACCCUAUGUUCUUCCUGAGAAAACUGGGCUGCUCCUGCUUGGUCAUUGAGGUGGGGGAGGCCUGGAUGUUUGAGGUGAAUUUACACAGGAAAAGCCCAAUCCCAAGCCUGAAGAGAAGGAACUCAGGUUCCCUUGAAUGGAAUAAGCUGUUUGGAGGAAGGCAUCGGUCUAGGAGGGCUGUGCAGUAGGAGAGGUUGGCAGAGUAGGGGCUCUGAAGAGCCAGUCUUGGAGCCUGCUGAUUCCCAGGGUGCUGGGCCCUUGCCACCUAGGAGCCCAGCCCGACCCAGCAGGAGAAAUCAAGGCCCUUCCUCCCAGGGUCUGCUACCCAGAACUUAAAUGCUUUUGAAAUCUCUUAGAUGUGGAAAUAUUUUUUCGAACCUGAAAAUGCAGCUGGUAGAAUUUCAAUGGAGCAUAAUUCAUGUAAAAUAUAUUUUAGUUGAUAAUUUUGUAAAAUGCACUUUUUGUGUGUGUCGACCCUGGUUUCUCAGAUCUGUAUUUCAGUGUUUACAAGGGAGGGAGGAUCUUUCCUCACCUCCCUUUUGACAGAGAUUAGAAGUACUUUAAGAAAAAUAAAUUUGAGAAAUUGUAUUGAUUUAGAAAAGGAUCA
This is a messenger RNA of Myotis lucifugus (little brown bat), 5639 nucleotides long. RefSeq names its product bromo adjacent homology domain containing 1 (gene BAHD1). The transcript has 6 exons. The coding region runs from base 15 to 2351 and encodes 778 amino acids. Gene Ontology annotation, molecular function: chromatin binding. Lineage: Eukaryota; Metazoa; Chordata; Mammalia; Chiroptera; Vespertilionidae. The record is from RefSeq and is a predicted model, not a curated record.